Messenger RNA from Vespula pensylvanica (western yellowjacket), 3314 nucleotides. RefSeq lists its product as uncharacterized. Gene Ontology annotation, biological process: G protein-coupled receptor signaling pathway. The record is from RefSeq and is a predicted model, not a curated record. The transcript has 5 exons. NCBI's taxonomy places the organism in Eukaryota, Metazoa, Arthropoda, Insecta, Hymenoptera, Vespidae. Bases 632 to 1351 code for a protein of 239 amino acids. Gene Ontology annotation, cellular component: membrane; neuron projection.
CUAUCUAUCUCUAUCUAUUUAACUCCUACUAUCUCUCUUUUUCGAUGGUGAAAGAAUACGAACGUUAGUAAUGAUAAAUCUCUCUUUUCUUUUUUCCUUUCUUUCCUUCGUUUUAUUUCUCUUUUUUCCCUUUUUUUUACUAUCGGUUAAACUAAACCGAGAUUUGAUAGUUAACCCGUGAAAUAAUAAUAUGGAUCGAAAAGUUUCGUCGCUUCUCGACGAUUAAUUUUCUUAUCGAUCGAUAUAACGAUAAGAUCCAAUAAUAUCGAUAAGAUCUCGUUGCUUCGCUUUUUCUUUUCCUUUCUUCGAUAAAGAAGAUAAAAUUAUAUAGAAAGAAAAAAGAAAAAUGACAAAUAUAAAUACAUUUGCAUACGAAUCGAUUGGAAUAAAUUAGAACGAACCUUUUGAUCGUAAUUCUCGGUUUGUUCAUUUAUUUGUUUCUUUAUUUGUUACUUCUCUUUUAAAGAGACAUUUCCUUUCUCUUUCUUUUCUUUUCAUUUUCUUCUUCUUCGUCUUCUUCGUCUUCUUCCUUUUCCUUCUUUUUUCUCUUCUUCUUGCGGAGAUGACGUGGAUAAUGUUCGUUAUGUCACACGACGAUCGGAGAAGAACUAGUCCGUAAGAAGAUCAGAUAAUGACGGAGUCUCCAACACCAUCGACGAGCAAAUGCCACGACGAUAAAUCCGAUAAAACCGAGAAGGCGGUUUUUCUGCAAAUUCAGGAUAUAAACUGUCAAGUAGCACAAUUUCGAGAUCUCCUUAUAAACGUCGGCCAACCACGUGACUGUCCAGAAUUACGCGAGAAAAUUCGAAAAUUGCGAAGAAGUUGCGUCGAAGCUUGCAAGGGAACUUCUCAACUUGUCCUGCCUCAAGUACGAAGUGCGAUGGAUGUCGGAAUACCAGCGGAUAGUCCAAAUUUGGUUUUAUUAUUCUUCGUAACGCAAUUAUUCCUUCGUGAAUUGUCGAAGAGUAAAAAUCUCAUACGAAUCGUACCGAUGGAUAUGUCCGGAUAUUUUGAGAGCAGAGCGGGACCAUCGAAUAUAGGCAACGUUAUCUCUCAGAUCCUGUUAUGCAAGCAGAUCACGCCCGACUUCAACGAGGAGGAAUUGUGCAGCAUCAAAAAGGAUUCCGAAGAGAUAGGUGCACUGAUCGCUGAGUUACAGGAAUUCAUGCCCCAAUCUGAGGCUGAUACAGAAAAAUGUGUGGCCCUACAGGAAGCUGGAAAUCGCGUAAGUCGUAACAAUGGCGGACGAAAAGUGAAUCGAUGGAAUGCCAGCAACAGAUCGCGACAAUCCUCCUACUGUCGCGGUGGCUUCAAGUUUCUCUGUUGUACCACCAGAACGAAUUACAUUUGAGAUUUGCAGGAUGGGUUGUAGCAGUAAAGGGCUUCCACCUGAAGAACUAUCAAAGAAAAAGAAGAAGAAGAAGAUGUAGAAGCAAUCAACUCUCGUCCAACUUGAUUUCAUUUUCUUUUUUUUUUUUUCCUUUUUUUCUGUUCCUUUUUAUCCUUCAUUCACUCUUCGAGUGCAUUUCUUACUUCAUAUUCUUUAUUUAUUUAUUUAUUUAUUUAUUUAAAAAGUAAAAUCUUGAAAUCUUAGAUCCGUUUAAAUAGCUCUUAGUAAACUUUUAUUAAAACUCUUGUUUUACUUUUCUUUAUCUUUAGUUUGCGCAAAAAAGCUUUGUAUCAUUGAAAUAAUUUCACAUCUAUCGUAUCUUUUUUAUAUAUUCAAUGAAUUUGUUAUGUUUUUAUUUGACUUUUUCUUCUUAACCAUAUGUAUGAUUAACUAUAUAUAAGGACAAUUGAUCGUUUAAUUAUUAAUGAAUUUUUAAUAAUGUUAGUUAAUGUACGUCAUAUGUAAGUACAUAUUUGAAAAUUCGCGCGACUAUAAUCUUGGUUCGUAUUAUCAAGCGACCGACUAAUGAAAAGAGAUCUCGAUUUAAUCCCUAAAAUAGAGAAAAUACGCUGCACUGAAUUUCCCUGAUUUGUAUCGAAAACGAUACUUAUUUUUCUAAUAUUUCGACAAAUUUAUUUUCUUUCUUUUUUAUCUGUAUAUAAAGGCAAUUGAUUUUUUAAAUAUUAAUCAAUUAUAUAUAAGUACAUAUUUAAAAAUUUGCGCGAUCGCCAUCUUGAUUUAUAUUGUCAAGAGACCGACCAAUGAGAAACGAUUUCGAUCUAACUCCUACAAUACAAAAAAUACGCCGCACGAAUUUCCCUGAUUUGGAUCUAAAUCGAUUUUACUUUUCUAAUCUUUCAAUGAAUUUAUUAUCUUAUUUCUAUCAGUUUCUUUCUCAUUUAUAUAUAUAAAAACAGUUGAUAUUUUAAAUAUUAAUGAAUUUUAAAUAAUGUAUGUUAUAUAUAAGUACGUGCUUGAAAAUUCGCGCGAUCGCCAUCUUGGUUUGUAUUAUCGAGCGACCGACCAAUGAGAAACGAUCUCGAUCUAACCCCUAAAAUAGAGAAAAUACGCCGCAUUCGCGUUUCCUAAUUUGAUCGGUACGGUUAAUAAGUUGGUUAAUUAGAAAACGAGAGAAUGGCCUUCGAUCAAAGAAUAUAAAAGAUAAAACAAAGAAAAAGCGAGAUCUCCCGUUAAAAAUAAUCUCUGGAUUUAAGUGUCCAAAAAGAAGAAGCAAAUAAUAAAACAAAACAAUGUAAGAAGAAAAAGAAGAAUUGUUAGCAGUAUCGUGAAAUUGCCAAGUGAAGAAUAGAAUCUCUCUUAAUUUAUGCGAGUAUAUUAAUCGAUAAUUAUUAUCAACCGAGAUAUUAUAACAAACGCGUUCUAUACUGUAUAAUUACUAUCGCAUGGUAAAUAUUUCAUGAAAAAAAAAAAAAAAGAAAGAAAAGUGUUAGUGAAAUACUGUGGAAUAUUACGACAAAAAGAAAUAUAUCGAACAUAGCGUAUCACGUUCGAAAAAAGAUCGGGAUAAUAACGACGAAGAAGAAAUAAUUAUAGAGAGAAGAAAAAAAGAAUAACAAUUCCCCUCCCCUCCAAAAAAAGAAUUAACAAGUAAGUGGACCAAUCGUCGAUUUAUUUAUUCCGAUAUAUAUAUAAUAACUAUAUAUAUAUAUAUACAUAUAAAUAUAUAUAUAUGUAUAUAUAUGGUUAUAAUACAUACAGCUUACUAAUAAUACAAAGGGAGAGAAAAAGAAAUUAAUUAAAAAUGACGUAUAUAUCUAAAUAGGUACUACUUAAAUACAGGUUAGUACAGAAAAAAAUGGCCGUAUCACGUGAUCCUCGUAUCGAUAUUUUAAUAUCGAACGAGCUUCUCGAUCUCGUUUAAUCGUGACUAAACUCCGAGGUAUAUAGUGAUAUAUUUAUUAUU